This is a messenger RNA of Chaetomium fimeti, 1148 nucleotides long. RefSeq lists its product as uncharacterized. Lineage: Eukaryota; Fungi; Ascomycota; Sordariomycetes; Sordariales; Chaetomiaceae. The transcript has 4 exons. The record is from RefSeq and is a predicted model, not a curated record. Bases 230 to 1084 code for a protein of 284 amino acids.
GGCGGUAUUUGACGGACAACCCAGGGAAUCGAGAUAAGAAUAACGUUUACUGGAUGGCGUGUGUGAAGGAUUCUCGAGCCAAGUUCAUCGUGGAAUGCCGAUUCGGGGAAACGAACUCACCAAGAGGCCCGUCACCACCUGAGUUACCAAGUAUGGGCUUUUUUGGUGCCGAGAUCUGGAGAGCGCUUCUCUCCAUCGUUACUGCAGCAAUCGGGACCCCCAAAUCUGGAUGCACCGACCGAGCCUCCACGUAAGAACGGACGGUUACAGGCGAUCAAUCCCGUCAAAGGCGGCACAUUAUCCCGCAAAUGGCGGUCUGAGAACCAGAAUCUUUGGCAACCAAUGGAGCAACCUAGCAGCGGGUUGCGGCGGCCGUUCCAGUCAUGCAUUCGAGCCUGAGCGAGCAGUGAACACGGAGCAGCCGGCUCACCGGGCCAUCGACCCCAACCGUUCUGACGGUGAAUGGCGCCGAGAGUCGCUUGCCGAUCCCGUGCGGCGUGGGGGGCGAGUUUGCCGCCCUCGGCCACCGCCCGACGUCGCUUCCGUCAGUGGCGAUCCUCGGCGGCCCCCCCGGGCGAGACGGCAUCCAGGAGCCACGCUUGCCACGGCAGCAAACGUCGGGAGCGACCAACAAAGACGGUCGGGGGGCGCGUUUUCGAUAAUGGCGACGGUGUGGUUGGCUCGUUGGCUCUGUUGUGACACGGACCAUGGCCAGUGGGCAAUUGAGCCUGGAAGGAUGGAAGUGGUCCACUGCCCCCACCGGAAUAUGCGCGGAUCCGAGCUAUCUGCACAAAAAAAAAUCACACUCCACGUGUGGUGGAUCCGUUUGUCCCCACUUAUGCAAAGAAGACCCUGUCCUCUGCAACUUUCACGAUGCUGCCGGCGGCCAUUUGCUCGGCAGCUCUGCCGCAGGAGGAGUUUCAAUUUCACAGUUUCCCACUCGCCAUCCGUUCAGGAGCUGCCUGGGCCCGCUUUGUGGGCAUCCUCGGACAUUGCAAUCGUGUCCAUCAGUGUUGACACGCUACCCGGCGAGCGCGAGUGUUUGUUUACGUGCGUACGGACAGAGGCGAGGAGAGUUCGGUAGGUUCCAAGACGGGUGUUCUCGUCACCGUCGCUCAAAAAGAAUCGCCAAUUCCCUCAAUCCAUCG